UUUCUACAGGGAACCACUGUCAUUCCAUUGCUGACCUCUGCCCUAAGAGAUAAAGCUUACUUUGAAAAACCAGAGGAGUUUUAUCCUGAACAUUUCCUUGAUUCAGAUGGAAGUUUAAAGAAGAACGAAGCAUUCAUACCAUUCUCACUAGGUAAGAGAAGCUGUGCUGGAGAAAACUUGGCAAAGAUGGAGCUGUUCUUGUUUUUUACAACACUGCUGCAAAACUUCACCUUCCAGACCCCUCCAGGUGCUAAGUUGGACCUAACCCCUGCAAUGGGUUUCACCAAUGCCCCUUACCACAUAAGAUCUGUGCUAUUCCUCGCAGCU
Molecule: messenger RNA, 327 nt
Organism: Staurois parvus
Lineage: Eukaryota; Metazoa; Chordata; Amphibia; Anura; Ranidae
Source: the annotation of a GenBank genome assembly